GAGGCGGGGGGGUCCGCCGGGGUGGGUCCGCCGGGCCCGGCCGAGAGGACGCGCUCGCCCUGGCGCCGUCGUGCCCCCGCGCUUCCCGCAGCCAUCCCUUCCCUGCGGAGCCGCUCCUCCCGCCCGGAGGGGCUGAGGGGCGCCGGCCGGCCCCGGGCAGCAGGAGGAGGGGGGCGGCGGCUUCGUUUGGAAACGUGCCGGUGUUGGCACGGCUGGGGGCCUGCCUGCGGGCGGGGGGCGCUGGCUCCUCGGGGAGAGGCGGCUUUGGCUGCGGGCGAAACUCGAGGCUUUUCCGCGAAACGGCGCCCAGCCUUCCCCCGAUAGCGCUGCCUUGGCUUGUCUCCUCCGCGGGUGGCGGGGAAAGUGCGUUUUGUUGCUUUACAUCAAGUUCGGACGUAGCUUGUGCACGUAUUUCUGCGGGCGAAGGGCAGGUUUGGAGGCCGGAUUAGGUUUUGCAACCGUUAAUAGAACUUCAUAACUACAGUUACGAAGGCUGCCUGGGUAACUUGAAGCGUUUUAAGCCUGUAUAUUUAUGAUCUUGUUCAAGCACAAGCAGAUAAUAGAAAAUUUAGCUUAAUCUUCCAAGAUGUUAAUGCCAACAUAGGAAACGGCAUCAACGGUUUUUACAUAAGGAGUAUUAGGGGUGCUCAUAGCUGGUGAGACCUGGGUGUCUGUUAACUAAAUCAUUCAUAUCAUGUUUGAUGAUUUGUGUGUGUGUUUGUGAUCUAACCUUGUCAUCUCAGUUUUUGAAGACAUAGAUUUUGUUUUCAGAUCUAUGGUUCAUCAGUGUUUCGCAUACCUUUCACAAAAUGUCAAGUUUUGUAGAGCAUAGGGAAAUAAAUGUUCUCUUUAUUUUUCUGUUCAUAAGAGGUAAUUCAUUUGUUUGUGUCUUAGGACAGAGAGACAGCUCAGCCUUGGACAUUAAGUAAUGAGAAUGAUUUCAGUUUCUGAGAAAAUUCAGAGAUUCCUAUGAAGAACAAGAUCCCUUAAAAUGGUGAAGUUGUGCGCCCAAGGCUUUGUGUUCCUUUGAAGACCUUGACUUGGCAUUGUUGAAUAUCCUGAUGCGCCUCUUGCUGUCUUAUUGGAGCAUGGUGGAGCUUGCAUGACCACGUGUUGCCUGAGGUCUUCUCAGAAACUAUGUCAUGAGGUUAUCUUGCUGAGCAAAACUGUUACUUGAUGCCUGUUAAUAGAAGAGUAUCAAAUCAUUUUGUGACAGCACUUCACGGGGGACUGUAGGUGUUCCUCUCACCAGCACAUCAUGGUAGAUGUAACAGAGAAGAAGAUGGAUAAUCCCACGUUUAAAAGUGACACUGUACUUUCUGAUGUUCACUUAUACUGUCCAAACAAAAGACAUCUCAUGGUACGACUGAAUGCAGUUGGACAACCAGUAUUCCUGUCAUAUUUCAAACUCCUUUGGAACACAGAAGAUUUGGCAUCUGAGAAACACGUGAGAGAAGCUACAACAGAAAGAGAACACCAGUACAGAAGUGGCAAUGAACUGUGUGACAAGGACAGGAACAAUCUAAAAACAGAAAGAGAAUUAAAUAGUGAAGGAGUAGAAGCUCUGCUAGACGAUGAUGGAGACUUGGAAGUGGUCAGAAGACCUCGAAGUGCCUCUGAUUUAGAGGCAGAGGAUCUUUUGAGGGAUAGAGUGUAUCCUGUAGUUCUGAUGAAAGGGAAAGAAGAUGCUUUUGAAGAUGAACAACAAGAAUGUACUUGCAGUGAUGUUGUUAAAAUAGAACAUACUAUGGCAACCCCCUUAGAAGAUGUCGGUAAACAAGUCUGGCGUGCAGCCUUUCUUCUUGCUGAUUACAUUCUGUUUAAACGGGACACAUUCAGGUGUUGCUCGGUGCUAGAGCUUGGAGGUGGCACUGGAAUUACAAGCAUUAUCAUGGCAACAGUUGCCAAGAGAGUUUAUUGCACAGAUGUUGGUGAAGAUCUUCUGGCCAUGUGUGAGCAAAAUGUUGUGUUAAACAAACACCUGAUGGAGCCAGGAGGAGGGGAAGUUAAAGUAAAGGAACUGGACUGGCUGAAAGAUGAAUUCUGCACUGAUCCUGAAGCUCCUUAUAGCUGGUCUGAAGAAGAGAUUGCCGAUUUGCAUAACCACUGUACUGUGAUAAUGGCAGCUGAUGUGUUCUAUGAUGAUGACCUGACAGAUGCCUUGUUCAGAAUGCUGUAUAGAAUCACACACAACUUGAGAAAUUCUUGCACAGUUUACCUAGCAUUAGAAAAGCGGCUGAACUUCACUUUGAGACAUAUGGAUGUUACAUGUGAAGCCUACAGUCAUUUUAGAAAUACUCUAAGUGAUUUGGAGAACCUCCAAGAUAGAAAAAUUAAAUAUACUGUGGAGCCUGUUAAGCUUGAUUUCUGCCAGUUUCUCGUUUAUGAACGAAUUGAGCAGUUGGAAUUGUGGAAGAUCAUUGCUGAACAGCUAACAUGACAGGGACAUGAGAAAAUAGAAGAUCUUUAUCUAAGGAUAAAAGCUUUUUUGAUGUUUUAUUAAAAAAGGAUUUUCAUCCCAAGAAAAGCAUUUUCCUGCUGGAACUGUGUUCUCAGAAAGUAUUGCUAUGCAGAUUUGCUUUACUUCAGUAAGUUUGGGGUUUGGCACUUAGGUUUCUUUGAUGUUUCUUUUACAAAACUGUUUAAUAUUGAUCUUCAGAGUACGUGCUGGGUGCCAAACAGUGGCAGUGACACAGUGACUUGCUCUUUGGGAUUGACGACUUAGGUUUUAGAGUCUGACAAAGAGGUAUUUAACCUUUUCCAUGUGGCUGGUUGGCAGAUGUCAUGCAUUUUCCUUUACAAUUUUCUGAACACGGACACUGUUCUUGGUCUCAUCCCAGUUCCACAUUAUUUGUAUUUAUGGACAUUUGUGAAACAGUGUUCUGGGCAAGACCUGUUUGUCUUUCAUAGACUUUUCUUUAAGCAAUCUGUUUACAAAACUUAAUCCUUAAUUUUCAUUUUGUCCUAUCUAAAUCUUUCUAGUUUAGGGCUACUGUUGGAACUGAAAGGGAGACAAGAUGCAUUUUAUUUGAACCUCUAAAGGUACUCCACAGAGGUCUUGGAGCUAUAUUGUCCUGCUGGAAUUAUAAGCUAUUCUGUCCUUGCCAGGUUGAGGGUGGGAAGGUACCAUGUGAAGUGAUAUGCUACUGCUCUUUAAAUGUUUGGAAUUCUAUCCUCAACGUAUACGUGUGAGGCUGGGGAGGAGGGGGUGACAAAGAAUGUCUUGCCCAUACAAAUGGGGCCUUCAGUAUCUUAGCUUUUGGAUUAAAGUACAACAUAUUGAUCAAAUCUCUCCAGUGUUAUUAAUGAAACCAAAAAUCUGUUUGUACUUUCUAUAAAUUUUAUGUGUACUGUUAUGUUUAUGUCACGUGCCAUAUGUACGCUGUCACGGAAGUUCUUGUGCCUGCUGGAUUCUUUAGCAUUAUGAGAGUAUCGGUGAUGAAGCUGUUCCGGCCUGUGACUCGUGGGAGUCUGCAUACAUUACAUUAGAAGCAUCUGGUUGACUUCUUGAAAGUCUGUUUUACAUUUGGUUUAAUUCAGUUGGUUUAGGUCAGUUAUUUCAUAACCUGCUUAGGUAUAUGAAGACAUAUUUUCUUCAUGUUCUUUAAUGAGAUGAAGGGUUAUUAGGUGAUGAUGGUCUUUUCCUGUGAGUACAGUCAAAACAAAAAUUUACAUUAUGUUAGCAUAUAUCUGCCUAGAUUAAUACAGAACUUCUCUCUCAGAACCCUCAUUUGAACUUCAAAGAUAUAAAACUGUGUUUUAAUCCAAAGAUUUCCAAACUAGUGUUCUUUUGUUUGUUUGUUUGUUUGUUUUGUAAUGUUAUUAACUUUGGUAGAUUAACUGAAAACAACUGGUUUUGAAUGUAGCUGCUUAUUUAAGUAGUAAUUUUUUGCUACAGUCUUCAAAAAAUUAGUACUUAAAUAAGCAGCUACAUUCAAAACCAAUUGCUUUCAGUUAAUUUGAACUGAUGUGAGAUAGCAUGUGCAGUUAGAGAAGAUUUUUGUCUUGCACAGGACUUCUGAAAGUCUUUGGAAUUAUCAGCAGAAACUCAUCUGGGUAGAGGGAUACUGUAGCUCUUUUAAAUGUAGAAUUUGGACAUUUUACUGCAGCUGGCUUAAAUUAACACCUGAAAAAGAUUUUUAUACUUGUAUCUUUGGUUGAGUAAAUACAAACAUCAUGGCUGCUUGGGAAGCAAGCUGAAGUAGGAUUUCCUCCUAAGGAAACAAAGUUAAUCUUUCUAUUGAAGGGAAACAACAGCUUUGAGGGUUCAGUGACAGAGAUCUAAAGGCCAAAUUGCAAAUUUGGAUAUGACCCUUUUCACUGGUGAUAAGGAAUAGUCAAAACCAGGCAACAAUUCUAAGAACACAAGAAUCACAGGAGUCUCACAAUGCCUUAGCUUUGCAGUCUUAAUGAGAGAUAAUAUAGCCUGUCUUGCCAGAGAAUUGUCCGUUGCUACUUAAGGAUAUUAAGUACAGAUGCCAUCUCCUCAAUUUUUACUUUAAUUGUACUUUAAAUGUGUCAUACGUGGUAGUUGUUUUCAGAACUCAUCAUGCAAAUUUACACCUUUAGCAGUUUGUUGUUUAUUAAGAUGAUUAAGAGUGGGGAAUUUAGUCUUGAGCAUACAGGUUAUGACUGGAAAUCAAGUUAGUGCCUAAAAUGCUAAUACCUUGAGCACAUUAUCUGUAUGAAGGAUUUUUUUCCUAAUAAAGCAUGAUUUAAAAAAUA
Aquila chrysaetos chrysaetos is the source of this 4725-nucleotide messenger RNA. RefSeq names its product methyltransferase like 22 (gene METTL22). The record is from RefSeq and is a predicted model, not a curated record. Gene Ontology annotation, biological process: protein methylation. Bases 1259 to 2440 code for a protein of 393 amino acids. The transcript is spliced from 12 exons. Gene Ontology annotation, cellular component: nucleus. NCBI's taxonomy places the organism in Eukaryota, Metazoa, Chordata, Aves, Accipitriformes, Accipitridae. Gene Ontology annotation, molecular function: protein methyltransferase activity.